AUGUCUGAUUAGCAGGAGCCUGAUUGGCUGGCUGCCUGCUCCGAGAGAGAUUCCAUUCAGCUUACCCCCCACCCAUCCACCCACCCACCCCUCGGUCAGGAAAUGUGAGCGGGGCUGAUGGAAGCUGAUAGGCAGGGCUGGAGUGUUAGCACCAGGACUGGAUGUGACAGCAGGCAGAAGAGCACUUAGCAGCUUAUUCAGUGUCCGAUUCAGAUUCCGGCAAGGAUCCAAGCAUGGAAUGCUGCCGUCGGGCAACUCCUGGCAUACCGCUCCUCCUUCUGGCUUUCCUGCUCCUGAGCUCCAGGGCAGCACGCUCCGAGGAGGACCGCGAUGGCCUAUGGGACGCCUGGGGCCCGUGGAGUGAGUGCUCACGCACCUGCGGUGGAGGGGCCUCCUACUCCCUGAGACGCUGCCUCAGCAGCAAGAGCUGUGAAGGAAGAAAUAUUCGAUAUAGGACAUGCAGUAACGUGGACUGCCCACCCGAAGCAGGUGAUUUCCGAGCUCAGCAAUGCUCUGCUCAUAAUGAUGUCAAGCACCAUGGCCAGUUUUAUGAAUGGCUUCCUGUGUCUAAUGACCCCGACAACCCCUGUUCACUAAAGUGUCAAGCCAAGGGAACAACCCUGGUUGUUGAACUAGCACCGAAGGUGUUAGAUGGAACUCGUUGCUAUACCGAAUCACUGGAUAUGUGCAUCAGUGGUUUAUGCCAGAUCGUUGGCUGUGACCACCAGCUGGGAAGCACCGCCAAGGAGGAUAACUGUGGGGUCUGCAAUGGAGAUGGGUCCACCUGCCGGCUGGUCCGAGGGCAGUAUAAAUCCCAGCUCUCUGCAACUAAAUUGGAUGACACCGUGGUUGCCAUUCCCUACGGAAGUAGACACAUUCGCCUUGUCCUAAAAGGACCUGAUCACUUGUAUUUGGAAACCAAAACCCUCCAAGGGGCUAAAGGUGAAAACAGCCUCAGCUCUACAGGCACAUUUCUCGUGGACAAUUCUACUGUGGACUUCCAGAAAUUUCCAGACAAAGAGAUUCUGAGAAUGGCUGGACCACUGACAGCAGAUUUCAUCGUCAAGAUCCGUGACUCAGGGCCCACAGAUAGCACGGUCCAGUUCAUCUUCUACCAGCCUAUCAUCCACCGGUGGAGGGAGACAGAUUUCUUCCCCUGCUCAGCAACCUGUGGAGGAGGUUACCAGCUGACAUCGGCUGAGUGUUAUGAUCUCCGGAGCAACCGAGUGGUUGCGGAUCAGUACUGCCACUAUUACCCAGAGAACAUCAAACCCAAACCCAAGCUUCAGGAGUGUAACUUGGAUCCUUGUCCAGCCAGUGACGGAUACAAGCAGAUCAUGCCUUAUGACCUCUACCAUCCCCUUCCUCGGUGGGAGGCCACCCCGUGGACCGCCUGCUCCUCCUCGUGUGGGGGGGGCAUCCAGAGCCGGGCAGUUUCCUGUGUGGAGGAGGACAUCCAGGGGCAUGUGACUUCAGUGGAAGAGUGGAAAUGCAUGUACACCCCUAAGAUGCCCAUCGUGCAGCCCUGCAACAUUUUUGACUGCCCUAAAUGGCUGGCACAGGAGUGGUCUCCGUGCACAGUGACAUGUGGCCAGGGUCUCAGGUACCGUGUGGUCCUCUGCAUCGACCACCGAGGAAUGCACACAGGAGGUUGCAGCCCCAAAACAAAGCCCCACAUAAAAGAGGAAUGCAUCAUACCCACUCCCUGCUACAAGCCCAAAGAGAAACUUCCAGUAGAGGCCAAGCUACCGUGGUACAAGCAAGCUCAAGAGCUAGAAGAGGGAGCUGCUGUGUCAGAAGAGCCCUCGUUCAUCCCAGAGGCCUGGUCAGCCUGCACAGUCACUUGUGGUAUGGGGACCCAGGUGCGAGUAGUCAAGUGCCAAGUGCUCCUGUCUUUCUCUCAGUCUGUGGCUGACCUGCCGGUGGAUGAGUGCGAAGGGCCCAAGCCAGCAUCCCAGCGUGCCUGUUAUGCAGGACCGUGCAAUGGGGAAAUUCCUGAGUUUAACCUGGACUCCACAGAUGGACUCUUGGGUGGCCUGCAGGAUCUGGAUGAGCUGUAUGACUGGGAGUAUGAAGGGUUCACCAAGUGCUCCGAGUCGUGUGGAGGAGGUGUCCAGGAGGCUGUGGUGAGCUGCCUGAACAAACAGACUCGGGAGCUUGCCGAUGAGAACCUGUGCGUGACCAGCCGCCGGCCCCCACAGCUCCUGAAAUCCUGCAAUUUGGAUCCUUGCCCAGCAAGGUGGGAAAUUGGCAAGUGGAGUCCAUGUAGUCUCACCUGUGGUGUAGGCCUGCAGACCAGAGAUGUCUUCUGCUCUCACCUGCUUUCCAGAGAAUUGAAUGAAAUGGUAAUCCUGGCUGAUGAUCUGUGUCGCCAUCCUAAACCCAGCACGGUGCAAGCUUGCAACCGCUUCAAUUGCCCCCCAGCAUGGUACCCUGCACAGUGGCAACCGUGUUCCAGGACCUGUGGUGGAGGUGUUCAGAAACGUGAGGUUCUUUGCAAACAGCGCAUGGCUGAUGGUAGCUUCCUGGAGCUUCCAGAGACCUUCUGUUCGGCCUCCAAACCGACUUCCCAGCAAGCCUGCAAGAAAGAGGACUGCCCCAGUGAGUGGCUCCUCUCAGACUGGACAGAGUGUUCCACGAGCUGCGGGGAGGGUACCCAGACUCGAAGUGCCAUUUGCCGAAAGGUGCUGAAAACCGGGGUCUCCACAGUUGUCAAUUCCACCCUGUGCCCUCCCCUGCCUUUCUCUUCCUCCAUCAGGCCCUGCAUGCUGGCAACCUGUGCAAGGCCUGGGCGGCCAUCCACAAAGCACAGCCCUCACAUCGCAGCUGCGCGGAACGUUUACAUCCAGACUCGCCGGCAGAGGAAGCUGCACUUCGUCGUGGGUGGGUUUGCUUAUCUGCUUCCGAAGACGGCCGUGGUGCUCCGGUGCCCCACGCGCAGGUUCCGCAAGCCCCUCAUCACCUGGGAGAAAGAUGGCCAGCAUCUCAUCAGCUCCGCCCACAUCACAGUGGCACCUUUUGGCUACCUGAAGAUCCAUCGUCUCAGGCCCUCAGAUGCGGGCAUCUACACCUGCUCUGCAGGACCCGCCCGGGAGCAGUUUGUGAUUAAGCUCAUUGGAGGCAAUCAUAAGCUUGUGGCCCGGCCCCUGAGCCUGCGGAGUGAGGAGGAGGCCCUGGCAGUGAGGAAGGUCAGCCCCAAGGAGGCCCUGCAGACCCAUAAGCACCAGAACGGGAUCUUCGCCAACGGCAGCAAGGCUGAGAAGCGGGGCCUCCCUGCUGACCCAGGGAGCCGCUACGACGACAUUGUCUCCCGGCUGCUGGAGCAGGGGGGCUGGCCCGGAGAGCUCCUGACUUCCUGGGAGGUGCAGGACUCCAUGGAAAGAAACACGUCCUCAGAGGAGGACCCGAAUGCCGAGCAGGCCCUUCUGCACCUGCCCUUCACCAUGGUGACUGAGCAGAAGCGCCUGGACGACAUCCUCAGGAACCUCUCCCAGCAGCCCGAGGAGCUGCGCGACCUCUACGGCAAGCACCUGGUGGCCCAGCUGGCCCAGGACAUCUUCCGUAGCCACCUUGAGCACCAGGACAUGCUCCUCAAGCCCUCUGAGCAGAGGUUUCCCCCUGUGGCCAUCCCUCCUCAUAAACACGUGUCUGGCUUCAGCAGCUCCCUAAGGACCUCCUCCGGGGAGGCUGGGGGCGGCUCUCGCCGGCCACACCGCAAGCCCACCAUCCUACGGAAGAUCUCGGCUGCCCAGCAGCUCUCCGCCUCCGAGGUGGUCACUCACCUUGGGCAGACUGUGGCGCUGGCCAGCGGGACACUGAGUGUGCUGCUACACUGUGAGGCCAUAGGCAACCCAAGGCCUACCAUCAGCUGGGCCAGGAACGGGGAAGAGGUUCAGUUCAGUGACAGGAUUCUUCUUCAGCCAGAUGAUUCCUUACAGAUCUUGGCACCAGUGGAAGCUGAUGUGGGUUUCUAUACUUGCAAUGCCACAAAUGCCCUAGGAUAUGACUCUGUCUCCAUUGCCGUCACAUUAGCAGGAAAGCCGCUGGUGAAAACAUCGCGAAUGACCGUGGUCAACACAGAGAAGCCUGCAGUCACUGUGGACGUAGGAAGCACCGUCAAAACAGUGCAGGGAGCGAAUGUGACAAUUAAUUGCCAAGUCGCAGGUGUGCCUGAAGCUGAAGUCACUUGGUUCAGGAAUAAAAGCAAACUGGGCUCCUCUCACCAUCUGCACGAGGGCUCCUUGCUGCUCACAAAUGUGUCCUCCUUGGAUCAGGGCCUGUACUCCUGCAGAGCAGCUAAUGUUCAUGGAGAGCUGACCGAGAACACCCAGCUCCUGAUCCUAGAUCCCCCCCACGUCCCCACACAGUUGGAAGAUAUCAAGGCCUUGCUCUCAGCCACUGGACCGAACCUGCCUUCAGUGCUGACAUCUCCUCUGGGAACACAGCUGGUCCUGGAUCCUGGGAAUUCCGCUCUCCUUGGCUGCCCCAUCAAAGGCUAUCCCACCCCCAAUAUCACCUGGUUCCAUGGUGGUCAACCAAUUGCCACCACCACAGGACUGACACAUCACAUCCUGGCAUCUGGACAAAUCCUUCAGGUUGCAAAUCUCAGUGGUGGUUCUCAGGGGGAAUUCAGCUGCCUCGCGCAGAAUGAGGCAGGGAUGCUGAUGCAGAAGGCGUCUUUGGUCAUCCAAGAUUACUGGUGGUCCGUGGACAGACUGGUGACCUGUUCAGCAUCUUGUGGCAACAGGGGUGUUCAGCAGCCCCGCCUGAGGUGUCUACUGAAUAACACGGAAGUAGAUCCUGCUCACUGUGCGGGGAAGGCCCGCCCUGCUGUGCAGCCCAUUGCCUGCAACCGGAGAGACUGCCCUUCCCGGUGGAUGGUGACUUCCUGGUCUGCCUGUACCCGGAGCUGUGGCGGAGGCAUCCAGACACGCAGAGUUACCUGUCAGAAGCUGAAAGCCUCUGGGAUCUCUACUCCCGUGUCUAACGACAUGUGUACCCAGCUAGCCAAACGGCCUGUGGACACCCAGGCCUGUAACCAACAGCUGUGUGUGGAGUGGGCCUUCUCUAACUGGGGCCAGUGCAAUGGGCCUUGCAUCGGGCCUCGCCUAGCUGUGCAACACAGACAAGUCUUCUGUCAGACGCGGGAUGGCAUCACCCUACCAUCAGAGCAGUGCAGUGCCCUUCCCAGGCCUGUGAGCACCCAGAACUGCUGGUCAGAUGCCUGCAGCGUACACUGGAGGGUGAGCCUGUGGACCCUGUGCACGGCAACCUGUGGCAACUAUGGCUUCCAGUCCCGGCGGGUGGAGUGUGUGCAUGCCCGCACCAACAAGGCUGUGCCUGAGCACCUGUGCUCCUGGGGGCCCCGGCCCGCCAACUGGCAACGCUGCAACAUCACUCCAUGUGAAAACAUGGAGUGCAGAGACACCACCAGGUACUGCGAGAAGGUGAAGCAGCUGAAGCUCUGCCAACUCAGCCAGUUCAAAUCCCGCUGCUGCGGAACUUGUGGCAAAGCGUGAAGACAGGGCACAGGGAAGAACUCUCCCUGGCCACACAAAGGACUCACGCAACCACCUGGGACAGAACUUAAGCUUUGUUUUAUUUAUUUAUUUCCCCCUCCCUCCCCUCACUCCCACCUCCGCCCUCCCCCCUGAGGACCUCAGCAUGUUUUCUCUUUCAGUUAGCUGGAGGACAGAACGUUGGGAAAAGAAAAGGACAGAUGUCAAAAGGAGGUUGCAGAGCAGGCCAGGCAGACAGCAGCCACUCCCUUACAGGGCCGACUCCCUCCCAACCUGGUCCUCAGAGAGGCCUAGAAAGAGAAAGCCAGGGCCCCUGGAAACAGCAGGGAGCCACAGGGUUGAUAAAGAAUUGGUGCAAACAUCAGACAACCAGCAUUAUUGAUGUGGUGUUGAUCCUUUGUCUCCUCCUCUACCCACCCCCAACCCCUCAGUGGUGAUAAGGACCAUCUGAGGCAGAAGCCAACCAGAACUGGCUCUUCUCCUCCCAUAGAGAACUCCAACACAGGGAUAGGUAGUAGUAAAGGAGACAAUCACAGUCGGCCUAGAAAACUCAGUGAUGCAGGAACUGACCCAGGAAGGGAAAGGAGAGCAUGAACAGAAGCCUGUGUCUGCUCAUGUCACAGGCUCUGAACUCCAGAGCACCUGGCAGGUUCAGUGAAGGUGCACAAGGAUGAGCAGAGCUCUGCUUCACUCAGAGUGCCCUUGCUGCAUGGGAGGAGACCUGUCCCUCACAGGGGGAGGUAGGGAGAGUGCUGCCCGCUCCCCACACUACCUGAGUGAACUGUCCACCUAUGCAGCUGCAACAAAGCCGGCCAGAGGUCAACACCUGGCUGGGCAGUAAGUCUGCCCAGCAUCUCUUCUUUGAAAUCAAGAGCCCCCAGCCUUGAACUACUAACUGCUGUGGGCCUGGGGCAUAUUCUGAGCAGGAGUAGGCCGGGUUUUCUGCCUAAACGGUCUUUGCUACUCUACCUAAGGGCCAAGGAUUGGGGUCCCUUUGUAAAAGUCAAUUCAUACAUCCAUUUGCCAGAGAGUGAGUAUCAGGCUGUGGCAAACAUUUCCUUCCUGAGCUGACCAGGGAACAGGGUGGGACAGUGGGUUUGCAGGUGACUGGGGUACACUCUGCCUAAUCCAGCAGCCAACUCCAGGGGCUGUGGUUGCCUGACAGAGCACAAGAGCUGCUAUACAUAGUAUUUAUGUGGCAGGUUGGGUUGGGGGGAUGAAGAGCUGUGGCAAAGCCCAAGGAUAGCUCUAGACUCCAAGAAGGUCCUGAAAGGCUUUUCAACCCACCCUCCCCACAUGGUGAACACUCUAAACCCAAGGCAAUUAACACUCACCAGCUGGGGCAGCUCAUGCACUGCAGCAACACCUAUUAGCUGUGCUGAGCUGGCCACAGCCAAGUCCGGCAACAAACACACUUUAGGACUAUUCAGCCAAUUGCUCAUUCAGCAGAACAGCUUUGGGCGAGUGAUUUUUUUUUUUUUCCUUCCUUCUCCCGCUGAAGGGCCCCAGUUUAGUAGGCUGGGCAGCCUCAGAUAAGCCACCCCUCACACACUCGUGGGAUGCCACUCACCCCAGGGCCACCACUGACAUCAGGGCUGCAUUUCCCAUCCAGCCUGUAAAGUAAAAUUUGGGAGGAAGACAAUGUUAAUCUCUGUCCUCUCUAGGUGAGCUGUGGACAAUUAGGGUGGGUCUUUUAAUUCCUCACCACAAACAUAGGCUCUAAGAAAUCAUGUUACUAAAGAUCAAUGUAAUGUUUAUUUAAAAUAAAAGAGAAUGUUUUCUAUGUAUAUCUUUUGUGAAUAUUUAUUAGGAUUUCUUGUAUAAAAAAGUGCAAUAUUAAUAAUUGUACAUUGUCAUCCAGAAAAAAAAAUAUUGGGAGUUUUUUUUUUUUGUUAUUAACUUCCUACAGCUGUGUUCCUGUAAAUUCAGUGGUGAUCAUUGUAUUUUUCCUUCUUUUUAAUAGAAGCUGGUGUUUAACGCUGGAUCCAUUAUUCACUUUGUACAGAAUACUCUGUAAAAGCUAACAUGGGAUGCUGGGGCAACAGGUGAUUCAUUUGUGUCACAGGAGUGUUUUAUAGAAUGGUAAAGACUUCUUCCAUAGGACUCACGUGGUUGAUUACAUCUAGUUCAACAGGUAUUGAAAAUUGGCAGCCAAUAUUUACAUUUCCUUUAAAAAAAAAAAAAAACAGCUGUCUUCCAGCUCCACCACAUGUCAAGGUGAGGAGUUGGAAAUGGGUUUCAGAGCGAGACGGAGAGCCUAGGUGUGGGGUGGGAAGAGUGUGCUCCUUGCAUGAGAUGAAUGUACAUGUAAUGUUUGUUCUGUGAAUCGUGACUCAGCAGUACCGCAGAUUAUUAGGGCUGCUGGAUAAUGUGGAAGGAGGCACUUCCUCCUCUAAAACACAAAACUGUAUUUAUAUUUUUUUUGUACAGAUAAUACAGCUUAUUUAUUUAAA
Molecule: messenger RNA, 7972 nt
Organism: Ictidomys tridecemlineatus (thirteen-lined ground squirrel)
Lineage: Eukaryota; Metazoa; Chordata; Mammalia; Rodentia; Sciuridae
Gene: Adamtsl1
Product: ADAMTS like 1
Biological process (GO): extracellular matrix organization; proteolysis
Cellular component (GO): extracellular matrix
Molecular function (GO): metalloendopeptidase activity
Source: RefSeq, a predicted model, not a curated record